This is a messenger RNA of Paramuricea clavata, 2821 nucleotides long. NCBI's taxonomy places the organism in Eukaryota, Metazoa, Cnidaria, Anthozoa, Malacalcyonacea, Plexauridae. The record is from the annotation of a GenBank genome assembly.
AUGAACAUACAAAGCUUGAACAAUUCGCAAAACGAACCUACGGUGGGAAAAGCCAAGAGACUUUUACCAGUUUGCAUGCAAAAACAACAACCAAAACAGAAGGGAGAUGAAGCCAUUGAAAUUGUUGAGAACUUUGGUCUACAUAGUGAGAUGGUACGUAAGAUUGUGUUUUGUUAUUUUUUCGUGUUUUUUUUAUCGUAAAAAAGAAUAACUAUUCAUGAGUAUUGAUUGCAAUAGCCAAUAACAAACUAACGUUUGUUCAAAAUUGUACAUAACUAAAAAACACAACGUGCCAUGUCAUGUUGCAAUGAUCUGUUAGAAUUUCUAUUACAUUGUUGUCUAUUGUGUUUGUGUUUAUACCUGUAAGUGUACAUGGCUAAUAACGACACAAGAUUAUUCGAUUUGUAAGGCAGGUGUGAUGAUUCCGUUUCACAGAGAUAAUUUUAUGGGAACUUGAUGUGUCAUUAUACUUGCCACAAGUCGCUUGCUAAGUAGGUUAAUUAUAGCUAAGAAUAUAGAGGCCGCUCUAUUAAAAUGAGUUUGUCAUAUAAUAAUAACAAUCUUGAGUUUUUAUUGCCGAUGGUUUUAUUGAACAAUUAUACUUAACAAACCCAAAAAUCCCAAUCGAAACAAUUGAAAGGGAACAAAACAACAAAAAUCGAAAAAUGACAUGAAGGUCAUGUAUUUCAAGUAGGUAAACAAACGUCUACUCCUGUUAUUGCCUAUUGGUAUUUACCACACAAAUCUAUAAAUUUAUUAUCUUUAAAGUUUAAUUUCUCCAUUUUCAUACAUUUUAUUCAAGGUUAAUUGAGCAAAGUAUAAAUAAAACACAAACUAAAAUGUCAAUUAUGUCAGCUAGCUACAAAACGACAUUCAAAGUAGUGUUUUUUUGCGUGGCCGGUGAAAUUGACAAGCUUGUACAUUUCAUGUAUAGUUUUACAGUAUAUAGAAAGAAGGGUCCGGACGUUUUACUUUUUGACGUGUUUUCACAUACCUGUAAUUUAUUAUAUAUAACUGUUAGUGAAAGAAUCCUUAUUGUAACUAAAAUUUGACAACAAAAGUACGUGAUAUUAUUGUAGCAAUAUUAUAAACCUUGUCCUAGGAGUAUACUGUAUGUAUUAUUAAAUAUUACUGUUCGUCAUGCCCUCUUUGUUUAUGUUUUUUUUAAUAAUAUAGGCUGUGACCGAAAAUGAUGUUUGCUUGAGUAUCAAGGAAAAGGAGGAAUUGUGCCAAACGGUAAUGGAUGGAUGCCCUUCUGUUAUCGCAGAAGCCAUGUACAACAUAUGCCUGAGGUGAAAAAAUGUAUUAAAAUGCUUGUUUUGAAAAACGCAUUGCGUAUGACAAGCGAAAGCCAAAAGCGUCUUGAGUCGUUUAAAUGGAUUGAUAUCCUACAUGAGUUGACAGAGCUCCAGAUAUCCUGGAUUUUCUAGUCACAAUUGCUAUCCCCUCAAACUGAAAAAGACCGGUCGGGAGAUCCCUCCACUUUGCACCUUGUUUGGAAUUCUAAUGAAUCAAAGGUCUCGUGAACUUUCCUUGAUUCAGAAGUUAAAUUCUGUUAUACUCGGAUUAGGAAAUGCAACGAAGAAGGUACUUAUUCAUAAUCAUUUCCAAAUCAUCAAUUGAAAAAUUAUUGCGUAUGUGAUCUUAAAUAUGACUUAAUAUUUAUGUUAAUUUAUUCAUUAAAACAUGUUUCAUUUCAAUCAAACAGCUCGUUACCCAAAUGCCAAAGGUACAAAAAUAACAAUUAAAUUUAAAUUAACGUUAAUAUAUUAAGUUUUGUACAACAUUAUAGAUUUUUUUCAACCGUAUGGUAUAAUUCAUUUGUCAUUGGAAAUUUCCAUCACCCUAACCCCCACUUAUAAAAAAAACCCCAAAAUAUACCUGAUUCAGAGAAUUAUUACAAAAAUGUCAAUGUUAAUUGUUAAUCUUGCACUCCCUCGUAUAUAUAAAAUCAUAUCCCCUGAGGUGAUAGGUCGAGGUUUCCAAACACAAAUGCAGUGCUGUAGAAGUGUGGGGGGUUGCUUGGGGGCAGAGCCCCCUUCUUCAAGCUCUGGGGUGGCUGAGCCCCCCUGCUACUUUAAAAAUUGAUAAUUUAUUAAGAACACUAUUAAAAAAGACUUGAUUACUUUUUCAUAAAGUAGAAUCAAAAUUACUAAAAUUAUAUUGUUUCAAUGUUUCAUAUGUAAUUAUGCAUUUAUGCUCUGUAUUUUGAAACAUGUACUGUAUGAUGUCAUCAGGGACUGCAGAGCAGGGGGGCCUGGGGGGCUUUAUGCCUAUGUUAAUGGGUUAACAAAACUAACAGGUUAACAAAACUGUCAAUGUGUCAAAUUGUUAUAACUUAUAAGCCAUUAAUGCACAUUGCAGCCCUAUGUGGUUUUGAGUAUUUUACUCUGUCUGAUGCCAGAGUAUUUUUAUACUCCGUCUAAUGCGAAACGAUUUUACAAUGUACUCCUCAGGGGAAAAUACUUACAUGUUAAUUGUUAAAUCGUGUUUCAUAUAUAUUGUUGAAACUUCCAGAUAUUCUGCUGAAAUGGCAAAUAAAUCAGUUGUUGUUGGCCUGCCUAUUUUACCAUUUAACCAAUCAAAACAUUCAGAUGUUUGUCAGUAUUUGGAUUAUCUUGAAGAUUUACUAGCUAAAAUACUUGGCAAUGAUGAAUAUUCUGUAUGUUCACCCUUAGAGAAAGCAGCCAAGAAGAAUGACAUUUUAAAAGAAAUAAAGGUUCCACUUUGUGGAGACCUUUUGGGACGUGAAAGGGUUACUGGUGCCAAGAAGACAAGGAUGGGCUGUGACAAUUGGAAACGCGUUCCCCACUUUGGCUAA